Messenger RNA from Macrosteles quadrilineatus (aster leafhopper), 1298 nucleotides. RefSeq names its product aprataxin-like. Gene Ontology annotation, biological process: double-strand break repair; single strand break repair. The record is from RefSeq and is a predicted model, not a curated record. Gene Ontology annotation, cellular component: nucleus. The transcript has 3 exons. Gene Ontology annotation, molecular function: mismatched DNA binding; double-stranded RNA binding; single-stranded DNA binding. Lineage: Eukaryota; Metazoa; Arthropoda; Insecta; Hemiptera; Cicadellidae. Bases 27 to 575 code for a protein of 182 amino acids.
UUUAAUAAUAACAAACAUACCCUAAUAUGAACGGUAGCAAACAGUUUUGGCAGUUUAACCUGUACAAGGCUAUGAGGGAUCCAAGCCUUAUUGCCUAUGAAGACGAGUUGGUCGUUAUUAUCAAAGAUAAGUACCCCAAGUCGGAAGAGCAUUUCCUUGUUCUUCCUCAAGCUACGAUUCCAGAAAUAAGAUCUCUAAAUGCUAGUCACCUACCUUUGUUGAGACAUAUGGAUCAAGUUUCAAGAUCUUUCUGUGCCAACUUUAAUCAUGUGUUUUGGGCGGGAUUCCACGCAAAACCAACAAUGAUGCAGCUUCAUCUGCAUCUCAUCAGUGAUGACUUUAGAGGGUCCGGAUUGAAAACUGCAAAACAUUGGAACUCUUAUACUACAUCAUUCUUCGUUAGCAUAUCACGUGUUAUCCACGAUUUGGAAACACAUGGUAGGGUGUUGCUACCCUCUAAUGCUUCACUAAAUGAGUUACUGCGUGCCCCUCUACAGUGCCACAAAUGCCUCUUCAAACCAAGCAACAUGGCAACUUUGAAGGUCCAUCUCAUCUCUCAUACUCCCACAGAUUGAGCUGAACACACGAGUAAUGCAAGACUGACAAUAAAUUCAUGCUUGAUCGUGUGUGGUAAGACUUUUUGUUUAUGAGUAAGAUAGUUGCGGUUAAACAAGACGCUAUCUUGUUACCUGAUGAAAAACGGAAUGUGAUCUAGUACAAGUUAAGUUUUUACAGUUUACAAUUUUUAUUUGUAUUAGUUUAAAAGUUGUUUUAGUUAUAUGUAAAGUUUUAGAGACCUGUGUUUUAUGAAGCAAACAUGGUAUUAUAUACGAGGUAAAUAGUCUACUCAAAAGUAGAGGUGUGCGAAUAGUGAUUUUUGGGUUCAAAUCAAAUCAAAUAGAAUACUUCAUAAUAUUUUCGAAUAUCGGAUAUUACCGAGCGAAUAUUUAUGUUAUUAUUAUAGACUCCAAAAGUUGUACAAUCACAGCUUUAGAACUCGACUUAAUAAUCCUGAUUUUAACCAAUGUAACAUUUUAAAAUAAUCUAUUUUUCCCUAACUAUUUGUUCUUGGUACAAAAUCAGUAUGGUACAGGCCUUCCAGUAUUUUUCUCAUUUUAUUUCAUUGAAUAUGUAGCGCAAUGUAGCUUGCUAAUUGCUAUUCACACAACACUUUCAGACUACCGUACUUAUUUUGUCAUUCUACUGAACGUUAAGUUCACAUUACAAAAAGUAGAUCCUAAUAUUAACUAAGCUAAACAAAUCUUUUUCAAAGUUAUACAGAUAGAUAUCUGUCUGCU